AUGCAGAUGCUACGCGGCGAGGAGCACCCGGACACCAUCUCAGCCAUGGCCAACCUCGCCAUCACGCUGGGCGAUCAAGGCAAGCUGGCGGAGGCGGCCGAGAUGAAAUCGGAGGUUCUUGACAAGAGGAGGCGGAUCCUAGGCGAGGAGCACCCGGACACCAUCUCAGCCAUAGCCAACCUCGCCAACACGCUGGGCGAUCAAGGCAAGCUGGCGGAGGCGGCCGAGAUGAGAUCGGAGGUUCUUGACAAGAGGAGGCGGAUCCUGGGCGAGGAGCACCCGGACACCAUCUCAGCCAUGAACAACCUCGCUGCUACGCUAGGCGAUCAAGGCAAGCUUGACGAUGCUGCUUCUCUUUCGAAAAUCGCCUACAUGCAGAUGAUCGAAGUUUGA
Emericellopsis cladophorae is the source of this 393-nucleotide messenger RNA. RefSeq names its product TPR-like protein. Lineage: Eukaryota; Fungi; Ascomycota; Sordariomycetes; Hypocreales; Bionectriaceae. The transcript is spliced from 2 exons. Bases 1 to 393 code for a protein of 130 amino acids. Gene Ontology annotation, cellular component: kinesin complex. Gene Ontology annotation, molecular function: protein binding. The record is from RefSeq and is a predicted model, not a curated record.